Suillus subaureus is the source of this 2112-nucleotide messenger RNA. Its product is annotated as P-loop containing nucleoside triphosphate hydrolase protein. Gene Ontology annotation, molecular function: ATP binding; nucleic acid binding; 3'-5' DNA helicase activity. The transcript has 14 exons. NCBI's taxonomy places the organism in Eukaryota, Fungi, Basidiomycota, Agaricomycetes, Boletales, Suillaceae. Gene Ontology annotation, biological process: double-strand break repair via homologous recombination. The record is from RefSeq and is a predicted model, not a curated record. Bases 1 to 2112 code for a protein of 703 amino acids. Gene Ontology annotation, cellular component: chromosome; cytoplasm.
AUGAAGAAGGUCUUCAAUAUCGCCGACUUUCGACUGUGCCAGAAAGGAGUCUGCAAUGCUAAUAUGGAUGGCCGAGAUAUUGUGUGUGUCAUGCCCACCGGAGGUGGCAAGUCGUUAACCUAUCAACUUCCUGCCCUCCUGACGCCAGGGUGUACACUGGUGAUAUCCCCCCUCAUUUCCCUGAUGACGGAUCAGAUCCUACAUCUGAGGGAGUCAGGAGUGGAAGCUGUUAUGUUGACAGGGGGAACUCCACGUCCCCUACUCAACGAGAUUCAGCAAAGACUGACAUCCAUGGCAUCAUCUCAGGUGCAUAGACAUCAAGGUCGGGACAUUAAAUUAUGCUAUGUCACGCCAGAGAAAAUAGCUAAAAGCAAGACGUUUAUGUCUCUUCUGCGCAAGCUUGUGGAAGGUGGAAAGCUUGCUCGGAUCGUUAUCGAUGAAGCCCACUGCGCUUCUCAAAUGGGUCACGAUUUUCGCCCAGACUACAGAAAAUUGAGCAUCCUUCGCCAGUUCUUUCCUCACGUGCCCAUUCUUGCGUUGUCCGCAACCUGCCCCCCAAGAGUCCUCCAAGAUAUUCUCAAGAUUCUCAAAAUGAAACCGGUGGUAGAUGGGAAAGCUGCCCCACCAGAUGGGACGGUGUAUUUUUCUGCGCCUCUGUACCGCAAAAAUCUCCAUUACACUGUCUUGCCAAAACCAUCUUCAGCAAAAGAACUCAUCAUGACAAUGUCGGACUACAUUCUGCAAAAUCACAGAAAUGAUAGUGGCAUUAUAUAUUGCCUCGCAAAGAAGGAUGCUGAAUCGGUUGCUGAAAGCAUUCAAAUGGUGAGCAAUGGUCGCAUCAAAACGGGCGUCUACCACGCGAAUGUCGAGGAUGGGCAAAAAGAAAGGCUACACAUGCAAUGGAGGGAAGGGAAAGUUCAGGUAGUCUGCGCUACAAUAGCUUUCGGCUUAGGGAUUGACAAGGGUGACGUUCGAUUCGUACUCCACCAUACAGUGCUGCUUGCCACACAGAAGUCUCUUGAUGGGUACUAUCAAGAGUCUGGACGUGCUGGGCGAGACGGCCAAGACGCAGACUGCGUAUUGUACUAUCGUCCACAAGAUGCUACUCGCCAAGCUUCCAUUACGUGCAGUGACCAGGAUGGCGUGAUGAAAUUGCAUGACAUCUUACGUUUUGCACAAGAUAUGCAAGAAUGCCGCAAGAUCUUAUUUGCAAAAUACUUUUCGGCAUCAUCCGAUCUCUCUAUGGCCUCAUGGACCACGAACGAAUCAGAUGCAAUGGACCGAUGUGGCCAUUGCGAUAACUGCACGAGGCCUCCUGCCAACGUGGAACACAAGGAUGUGACAGUUGAAGCGUGGCAGAUUCUAAAGAUACUUGAAGCUGUGGAAGGUAAUGGCGGGCGCCUGACCAUUGCUGGCCUCAGUGACCUGGCGCGUGGUCUGGGUGGCGGUUCAUUCGAAACUGGUGGCAACGGAAAGCGCCGAAAUGCUAAAGAGAAGAUACAGAUUGAUUAUGAUUCUGUGGCUGGCGGCAAAGUGAGGCUUUCAAAGGACGACAUGGAGUCGCUAAUUGUGCAAAUGCUUGUGUUGCGGUACCUCGAGGAGGCCUUUUCGUCGACGGCGUACACUGUGAAUGUUUACGUCGCACCCGGUAAUCAAGCGCUCCGGCUCACCCGUUUCAUUCGUGAAGAUAUCGUCAAUGGAGGCGGGCCUAGAAUCCAGUGCUCCUUCAGGAGACAUGGGCGCAAAGUAAAGAGCAAGAAGACUACUAUUGACAGGCAAUCUCCUGAUAUAUUGGAUCUUCAAGAAGACCCCACUUCUGGCCCGUCACGAAUUCGGAAACCUGCCCCACCAAGAAAGAAAAGGCUAUAUGAAGAUGUAUCGGACCCGGACGAAGUUGAUGGAGAAGAUUUUACGAGCCAGAUAAAGAUGAUUGAUGCCGAGGAGUCGGAUGUUGACGAUGAUGAUGAUGUGGACUGGGCUUACUCACUUAGACCACCUCGGUCAACCAAGAAACGGCGAAGGAGUGAAGAAAAGGCGAAGGGAAUUCCCGCCAGCUUAAAUAGAAGGACGAGCGGGGAUGAAUAUGAGGUCAUAUCUCUCUCGUCAGACUAA